This is a messenger RNA of Microcebus murinus (gray mouse lemur), 7879 nucleotides long. Lineage: Eukaryota; Metazoa; Chordata; Mammalia; Primates; Cheirogaleidae. The record is from RefSeq and is a predicted model, not a curated record.
AUAAAAAACAACAACAAAAACUCCUCCUCACCUUUCUUAGUGCUGGUCAAAGUGUUAGCAGCACAAAAGUACAGUGACAAUUUCCUGUGUCGUCAUUCCUGGAACACUUCAGAAGCUUGUGAUUUUAUUGCUUUACUGCUUCAUGCAAUCCAAACACGUCUCAACAAUAGAUGACUCAAGAGCGUCUUUUAAACACACAAUUUUUCUUUCUCUUUUUAUGUUAAAUUUCUUCAUAGCCAACAUUAGGGUUCCUUCACAUGAGCUCCAAUGACCCAGUGCCGUUCUUCCUGAACAAGCACCGUGUCUUCUCUGCGUUGGCCUUGGAACAUCAGUUCUCAUGGCAGUGUCUCAGACCACUCGGUGGAGGUUGAUUUCUGGGACCUUAGGAGUCAUAUGCCUUUUAUUGAUGGUUACUUUGGGAAUAUUGUUGAAAUCUUUAAUUCUUCAAACAAGUACUGAGGCCACACACUCUCCAAGACUCAACCUCCAGGAAGGCUCUGACUGCUGCUCUUGCCCAGAGAAGUGGGUUGGGUACCGAUGCAACUGCUACUUCAUUUCUGGUGAAGUGAAAACUUGGGAAGAAAGUAGGAUUUUCUGUAUUUCUCAGAAUUCCAGUUUGCUUCAGCUUCAAAACAGAGAUGAACUGCAGGCUUUUAUGUACUCCAAUCAAUACUUUUACUGGAUUGGACUCUCCUACAAUACAGAACGUGGAGACUGGCAGUGGGAGGAUGGCUCUAAUUUUUCCCGGAAUCUAUUUUCAUCAUUUGAAACUCCAGACCCAAAGAACUGCAUAGUGUAUGACGCAAUGAAAAGUGCUGUGGAUGAACCGUGUGAAAGACAGAAUCAUUUCAUCUGUAAAAAAAGCUUAUUUAAGUGCUUCUUAGGACAGAGAGGUGGGGACAACCAAUCCAGUAUUACUACAAAUAGUAUUUUUACCCCACAUUAUUGCUAUUAAUAAUUAUCUAUUUCUUAGUUCUGUAAAAUGUGUCAAACUGUCUUAUGAUACAAUUUUCCUAUAUUUAAAGACAUGUGCUUUAAAAUUGAUGAAAUUUGUACACCUACCUACAUCUGAAAUUAUAAAGUGCAAGUUAAAUUUAUGAAUUUUUAAAUGCAUUUUAAUAUAUAUGGUUCAUAUAAAAUUCAAUGUAGUUUUAGUGCAUAUUCGUGUGAUUUUCUUUAUAUCUUUAUAAAUUCUCUUGGCAGAAAUUUAAAUAAAAUGUAAUUCACACUCAAUAAUAUAUCUCAAGAUCACUUCAGUUCUUUGUAUGGCACACUCAAUUGGGAAGUUGCCGUCUCUCCUCACUUUUUGUGAAGUAACAAUAAUGUGAAUAUCCUUUCUUGAUAUGUAUAUAUAUCAAUAUAUAGAUGUCAAUAUCUAUAUACAUAUAUAUCUGUAUGCUUUAAUUUAGAGCUGAAAGUGUCAUAUGAAAAUCUUCUCACAUUUGUCACCUGCUUCAGAGAAGAACACACUUGUACGCUUGUGCUUCAGUGAAGGAGUCACUUACAUGGACGAUGACGAUCUUAUUCCCUUUUCAAAAAUUAUGUGUCUAAUACCGAACAAUUCCCUUUUGGAGGGGAGGGGCACUCCAUUUUACUGAGGAGUUUCUGAACAUGUCAAACAAGAGGUUGGGGACAAUAAUGAGUCCAAUGCUGUGACUUGGAUGGGAAUUACGUGAUGUCCCUGCUAUCAAAAACCAACUUCAUUUUAUAACUGUCACAUAUAUAAAAACUAAGAAAUUUAUAUUGGCAUCUCUAUUCACUUUAUAGUUUUAUAUUUCAAUUAAAUGAUGAUAAUUAAGAAUAAAGUUGUUUUUCCUAGAAGAGGAAAGGACCUCCUAAAUUUUAUUUCUCAAAAUAUAAACAGGACUAUGCACUGAACUCUUCAUAAUGUUGUAUGAAGAUUGAAUUAGGAAAAAUGCAUUUAAGUUACAUAAUGAAAUAUACAGGAUAGAAUAUAACAACUUUCAAAUGUUUAACUUGAACUAGAGAGCUUAUGCAUUACACUUUCUGGAGAUUUGAAAUGGAUUGGUUUCAUGAUUACAAAGAAUACAUUUUUAAUUAAAAUUUAAAACUACUAGGUAAGCUUGUAAGGAAAAUUAAUAAGUUUUGGUACCAACUGUCUUAUAUCUAUUAUCUACCCAUAAGGCAAUAUCUUCUGCUUGGUUUUUGACACUUAGAGCGGUUUUCUCUGUAAUGAACAAAAGCUGCUCAAUUUUCAUCAUUUUUCGUCCACAAUGAGUCUCAACUGUGUUCAUUUAGCUACACCCAAAUACAGGUUCUAGUUGUUACUUUUCACAAGAUUACUCCAUCCAGAGCCCAAUCUUCCCUUAUUUUCUAGAGAACGCAUGAACAUUGAUUACAGUUUCAAGAGUAGUGAGAAAAUAAAGGUGUUAAGUGUGAUGAAUGCUGUCUAAUUUCAGAGAGAAAUAUUUUCUCCUGGGAGAAGAAAAUUCCUGUUGCCUUUGAACUGUAGAGCUCAGAUGUUAUUUUUCAGUUCAUACAUAAUGUCAGGGCUUUUUGAUGGAAAGUAUUGGCUUUAAUGGAGGAUACUGGUCACCCAAGGGGGUGUCUUUCUCACAACAUGGUGCUAUCACAUGAGUCACAUUCAGUCCAGGCCCAUGUCACCUGUUUCAUUUUUACUAUCUUCCUCCCAUUCUUACCUGCAUUCCAUUGUUCUUCAUCCUAAAAAUAUCUUUGUAGUCUUCAUGAUGGGAAAGACUAUCAUAUAUAAGAAUUUAUACAAAUCUCUUUUUAUCCCCUCUGAUAUAAGAUAUCUGAAGUAUUUCCUGGGGAGACACAGAUUAUUCUUCUUUUGCUUUUUUUUUUUUUUUCUUUUUGCUAUGAAAUGGGCUCAUGCACAGGGAAGGAUCUAGCUGACUGACACCCUAUAUGUUCUAUACAGAACAGAAAAGGGUAAGUAAAUAUGGAAAACACACACACAAUAGCAAAAUAGUAUUUCAACAGUCAGCUUACAUUUCCUUAAUUUCAUCUUGAUGCCCUGAAGAUAUUAUCCUAAUGAUAUGCAAUAUGUGCUAUGUACUGUUACAUAACAGAUUACCAUAAAAUUAUAGACUUAAAAUAACACGUUUAUUAUCUCACAGUUUCAGUGGGUCAGGAAUCUGUCAUAGCUGAGGUUGGUUUCUUUGUUCAGGGUCCCACAAGGCUGGAAUCAGGUCUUGGCCAGGCUGCAUUCUCACUUGAAAUUCAGAGUCCCCUUCCAGGCUCAUUCAAGCUGUUGGCAGACGGUAGUUUCUGUGGUUGUAGAACUGAGACCCUCAGCUCCUGGGGGUUGCCCCUGUCCUAAGGCGGUCACACAUGGCUGCUUGCUUCUUCAAGGCCACAAUAAGAAUAUCUCUGACUUUCCCCCUCUCUGAUCUUUACAACCUCUUUCAAAGUGUUCAGUUGGUUAGGUGAGGCCCACCCUGAGGGACGAAUCUCUUUCUUCAUUAAGUGAAGGAUUUGGAACCUUAAUAGCAUCUGAAAAAUUGCCUCACCUGUGUCCUUUAGUGUAAUCUAAACACAGAGUAAUAUUCUAUCUUAUUCACAAAUUGUAUUCAAAUUCAAAGGAGGGGAUUAUAGAGGUGUACAUCAGUGCAUGGGAAUUUUAGAAGCUACUUAGGGUUCUGCCUACCACACCAACACACCCCUACAAAUGUGUUACAACUUCUCCUUCAUAGUUGCUGUAGUUUAAACAUUGUUUUUUGAUUCCUGAGUUAACUAAGAACUUAAUUCACAUAUGCCAGGGCAAAUAAUCAUUUUCUGUUUUUCCCCAAUAUAUUAAUUCUUAGUCCCUCCAUUAUUGACAUGUAUGCCCUAAUAUAGUAUACAUAAGAAGGAUAAUUAUGUUGUAACUGUACUGGGACAGCUGUUUGUUCAUUUCAGGAGAUGCCUAAGAGUCUGUUUUUGGUGCUUGGCCAUGAUAUGAACAGUGGGCUGAGAGACUAGGCAAUUAAUGAAUUAUGGUGAGUUGCUUAAAGUUCAAAAUACACAAGUAUAAUCUAGGACCAAUUUUUUUAUUGAUGGUUUACAUCUACGAUAAUGUAUUAGACAUCUUGUCUCUGCUCUGUGGCCAAAUGGGCAGAAAAGAUUAUAGAAAACUUCAGCCUCAGCUCCCCGGAAAGCAAGUUUUAUUACACAAACGUCAGCUGAUUUAUCCAGGGAUACAGCAUGUCUUUGUGCAAAUAGGAAGAAUAUUGGGAGCUUGUCCCUGAAUGUGUCUUGGUCCCCUGCUGCUUAUCUGAAUUCUCUUUCUCAUGCAGGAUCAUAGCCUUUGCCCUUAUUGGAAGCCUUGCAUGCCUGUACUCAUGGGAGCCUUAGGAUUCCUUUCAGCUGUCUGCACGUGCAAGUCUGGAAUAUUUAACCUUCUUUUGUAUUUCAAUAAUUUUGUGACUUCUAAAACGUUCGUCCUUAUAUCCUGGUUCAAGGGUUGAAAAACUUUCUCUGAAGAACUAGAUAGUAAAUAUUUUCAACAUUGUGGACCUGUCUGUGUGGAAACUACUCAACUUUGCCAUUGUAGUGCUAAAAGACAUAGCUAAUACCUAAAUGACUGGUUUGCCUGUGUUAUGAAAGAAUUUUAUUUAUAAAAACAUGUGGUGAGGCAGAUUUGGUCCACAGGUGAUAGUUUGCCAACCCCUGUUUAUGUGUAAGAUGACACUAUAAACUGUCAAUCCUACUCUUUACUUUGCUUUAUCUUUUCCAGAUCACAUAUUACCAGUUGUAAAUAUACAUGCAAAUUUCACUGUAUCAGAAGUUAUGUCUUAUAGUAUCCAUCUAUGUUUAUAUUAAAAGGUGAAAAUCUAUAAAUUAUGUAAUAGCCAACUGCAAGAUGCCUGCCCAUAAUUCUCACCUUCUGGAAUACAUGACUUUGUAUAAUUUUUUUCCACGUUGUAUCCAGGUAGAUCUGUGUGACCAAUGGAAUAUAGUGGAAAUGUCACUUCUGAGCUAUGUCAUAAACAAUAGCAUGGAUUCUUCCUCUUUUCUCUUUGCCAUAUCACUUGAUCUGGGGACAACCAGUUACCAUAUCUUGAGCAGCCCUGUUAAAAGGACUGUGACAAGGAACUGAAGCCUCUUAGGGACAGCCAGCAAGGAACUGAGGUCCAAUUCCAACAGCCAUGUAAUGAGCCUUCUUUGCAAGCCUAGUCAGGUCUUCAGAUGACAACAGACCCAGCCAACAUCCUGAAAGCAGCCUUAUGAGAUCUGUGAACCAGGGCCAUCCUGCUAAACUGUUGAGGAAUUCUAAUCCUCAGAAACUGUGUGAGAUAGUACCCAUUUAUUCUUUUAAGCUGCUAAGUAUUGGAGUACUGGAUUGCACAGCAGUAGGUAACUAACACAUAUUUUGCUGCUGAGAAAUAAGGUAUUGUCGUAAAGAAAAAAAAUAUUGAACUUUUACAGUGUUUUAAAAUUGGCAGUGGAUGAAAUCCACCAGAGUACUGGGAAGACUAAAGCCUUCUAGUGAUGGCUGCAGGAAAGUGGAAACAUGCUAUUGGAAACUGAAGAAGGUAAUAUUCUUUCUAUUCAGUGCCAUGGUGUAUAGCAACACAAUUGUCUAUAGUUUUGUGGAAAGUAGAAAAUGUACUCAAUGAAUUGGGAGAAGUAUCUAAAGCCAUUUCCAGUCAGAGUGUGGAAGAUCCUGUCUGGUUUCUCCCUGCUACUUGUCCUACAAUGCUACAGAACACACAUAAGCUAAUGGAAGAACUUUUCAACAAAAAGGAGCCAGGGCUUGUUACUUUUAAACAAAAAGGAGCCAGGGCUUGUUACUUUUAAACAAAAAGGAGCCAGAGGCUUGCUGGUUUUAAGUUUAGUGGAUUCUUCAAAUGUUAAAAAAUGCUACAAUUUAUAAAUAGAGCAAAGAUCAAGUCCCUAGUGCUCUUGAAAAUAAUGGUCUAAAAAGAAGAUCUGGGUGUGCCUGUAAAAUUUCUUGUUAAUAUUUCAAAAAGAGCAGAAGUGUUGCCUCAGUUUGGUCAGAGGAUGUAGGAAGGGUGUACUGUACAGGUUGUCUUAGUCAAAUGACACAGCUUCUAGGAAGCUUUAGGGCUGCGGUCCCCAACCCCCGCCCUGGGCUGGUACCAGUCCGUGGCCUGUUAGGAGCUGGCCUACACUGCAGGAGGCGAGCAGCAGGCCAGCGAGCAAAGUUUCAUCUGCAUUUACUGCUGCUCCCCAUCACUCACAUCACCACAUCAGCUCCGCGUCCUGUCAGAUCAGGGGCAGCGUUAGAUUGUCGUAGGAGAGAGAACCCUACUGUAAACCGGGCAUGGAUAGAUCCAGGUUUCGUGCUCCUUUGAGAACCUAAUGCCUGAUGAUCUGAGGCGGAGCUGAGGCGGGGAUGCUGGCGCUGGGGAGCGGCUGCAAACACAGAUUAUCAUCAGCAGAGAGGGCUGACUGCACAGUAAAUGUAAUGCACUUGAGUUGUCUCCCAACCAUACGGACUCCCCCUGCCCCAUUCUGUGGAAAAAUUGUCUUCCCUGAAAGCAGUCCCUGGUGCCAAAAAGUUGGAGACUUCUGCUUUAGGGCAUUGUCCCUCAGGGAUUUCAGCAGAAGUUCCAUGUAGAGAAGCUGAAAAGAUUUAUGUGUGUGGUUCUUGUGAAUGGAAUGAACCCCAAAAAUACUCAUAGGAGAUCCCCAAACAUUUUUAGGAUGAUUACAACAGUAGAAACAUGGCCAGCUUAGACUGAACAGGACAGAUAGAGUAACAUACACACACACACAUACAUACAUGCAUGUCUUCAUGCAUGUCUACAUAUAUACAUACAUACUUUUGGUCCCCUAACCUUUGCAAGUAUGAGCACACUAAGAAAACCACAAAAUCACAAUUAAGUACUACCUUAGCAAGGGUGAUUCAGAGGGCAGAACCAAGAACCUACAAGGUGGAUCUAAGAAUUAUAAAGAGUCAUUUCAUAGCAGAAGUUCUAACCAAGGAAGUCCCAUCAUUUUCUAUGCUGGAUUUUAAAAUUAUUGUGUAUCAGUGACUACGUUGUACUUCUCUUCCUUCUCCCCCUUUUUAACAAGAAUGCCUAUUGAGUUUGUUCUUCUUGAUGUUGAGUGCAUAGGGAAAGAAAAUCCCUGGCAUUAUUAAUUCCACAAAUUUUCAGAUGAAGAGAAAUCUUAACUCAAAAAUCUAAACUUAAGGAACUACACUUGAUGAGCCUCGCCCAACCUGGCCCUAGCAAACUUCUGUACUUUGAACUGAUGGUGUAAUGGAAUGAGAUUUUGGGGGUGGGGCAGGUGUGUAUUUUGGAUGUGGGAGGGACAUAAAUUAUUUCAGGCUAAAGUCUCUCAUAGACACCUUCUUAGAUGCUCCCAAUGAUCCCUGCCUCUAGGAAUCCAACCCUUUUGAAAUAAUCAACUUCAUUGUGUAAAGAAUGUGACCAAUAGAAUAAGUCAGAAGUCAUAUUUGUCUCUCUUGAGGGCAGGUGAUAAAAGAGAGUGUGUCUUCUGCCUUACUCUUUCUCAGAUCACUUGAUUUCAGGGAAGCCAGCUAUCCCGUUAUGAGCAACUUUUUGGUGUGGUCUAUGAUGUAAAGUACCGAGGCCUCUUAUGAACAGCCGCUGAGGGACUGUAGCCUCUACUCAACAGACGUGCAAGGAGCCUUCUCGGAAGGAGACUGGCCAGUGUUAAGCCUGCAGAUAACUGCAUUGCAACUUGCAUGUGACGGCAGCCUCAUGAGGGGUCCUGAGGCAGAGCACCUAGCCCAGCUGCUCCUAAUUCCUGACCCUCAGAGAUUAUGUGAUGUGAUCAAUAUUUGUUGUUUUAAGCUAAUAAAUUUGAGGCUGAUUUGUUAUGUACAGGAGUUAAGUAGCAUGAGAUAUUUUAUCAUCAUGACCCUAUGAAUAGAGGACAUUUCAAAGCCCAAUACUAAGCUACAAUUAUAUCCCCUUCUUUG